GGUCACACUGCAAUCAAAUUUUUCCAAAAUGAAACAAAAACUCACUUCGUUUAUCUAAAGUUUAUCAAUAUAUUAGUCCAAUAAAUAGUAAAAAUAACCCAAAUUAGAUUAGAUCAACUGUCAAUCGAAUGACUCGGCAUAUUAACCGGGAGCAGGAGCAGCAGGCAGUGAGACGACGUCGCCGCCGCCAGCUGUGCAGCCAACGGCAGCAAUAACAACAAGGGAGCAAAGCAAAAUCAGAGAGAGGAGAGGAGUGUCCGCCAUGCGAUUUAACAAGUCCGAGCUGAACGCUUUGGCUACCAGUCCGGCAACCAAGUUCGACAAGGAGGGGCUGCUCAUCGUUACGGAUCGCCAGGAGGGAUUCCUGUGGCGCAGCGAAGUCAGAGUCGAACGCUGGUGCAAGCUGCGCGGCAAUCUGUUGUUUUGCCUUAAAGACAAAGAUCCCAAAUCAUCGGUGUCGGCUGUCCUUGUACUGGAGAACUGUCGCGCCCGCAUUCUGAAUGAAGACUGCGACCCCGACGGCUACAUAUUCGAUCUAGACUUCAAAGACAGUCCCACGGAGCGUUUUAUUAGCUACUCGUCGGCCGAACGCCUGGCCUGGGUAUACAGCAUUGAGCAGGCGUCCAACGAGACGCUGAAUCUGCUUAUCAGCCAUCUGAAGGAGCAGAUUGUGGCAAAGAGCAGACAACUGCCCCUGGCCAUGGGCAAUAAUAUUGAUUUGGGUGUGCCAGUGCCCCCUGCAAUGAUCCAGCAGCAGCAGCAGCAGGAAGAUUCGGAGGACUCUCCUCCCGUGGAGGUGGCACCGACCUUUGAAGAACUGGACCUCUCGGAGCUGCCCAUCUGCGAGACGGCCCUCUCCUGUGAUAGCCUGCCGGUAGACACCUUCGGGCGUGAUCCCAAUCCACGUGUGGUCUGCUCAGUGCUGCAGCCCGGCGAGGAUUGCUUGUGGCGCGAGCAUGCCCGCACGGAGCUGCAGGAGGGCACACGCACGCCGCAGUUCCUGAGCACGAUGCGUUUCCAGCGCAGUGCCGGAUUUACGGCCUCCACGCGUCUGCGUUUCAGUGUGCACGAUGUGCGGGAGCGCAUGACCCUGACAUCGGUGCCCCUGGGCCAUGCUGAGGUGGCCCUCGGCGUCAUACAGGACACCACACGGCUGCGUCUGCCCGUGGGCUCGCCGCGUGGCGAAUGUGGCUUCAUUACCCUUGUCUCCUGGUCCCCAGAGGCGGCCGUGGAACCGGGCCAAGCGACAGGCAAUGGCCUACCACCGCCGCCCCGUUCCAGCACACAACUUUUUGAAACGGCUGGAGGAGGAUCCACAUCAAGUGGCAGCGCCAGCGGCAGGCGAGCCCAUCGUCGCACUCAGUCGCUGCCCCCGAAGCUGGGCGUGCGCCUCUUUGUGCCGCAGCAGUGCGGCCUGCAGAGGGUCUGCGCCAAGCCCCGGCUGCACACAUAUCGACUGCAUUCCUCGCUGGGGGCGGACAUCAGUGUGCAGGAGACGCUGCUGGAGUCGCGUCUGUGCUGCGUGCUGCCCCAGCAGCUGCUCUCCAUCUGGAUACAGCGCGAGAAGGAGCUGCUGCAGGAGAUCUCGGGCAUGGGCGAGCUGAGCGGCGAGUGGCGCUGGCGCCAGAUGAAUCUGCUCGAGGAGCAUCUGCGCCUGCUCAAGGACUACUCGCAGGCCAAGCAGAACAUUCAGCAGCUGGCUCGCGAUGGCGUCUUCUUCAAGCGGUCAUCAGUGAAGACGGACGAAUCGCUGGAGUUUCUGCCCGUCAAUCUGCACGUUCAGAGGAUGUGGGCCCAGAACGACACACUGCAGCGGCGCGGCUUCCUGGACAUUGUGACAGUGGGCGCCUUCACUCGACACGAUGCCAAGGGACGGCAGUGCGGGGGAUUGAUCAAACUGCUGCAGGAGAGCAAAUCGUGGAAACUGGAGCAGAGCAAUGCGUGCAAGGUGCAGGCAGCCAACGAUGCCGUCCAGGCCACCAAGCAGCUGCGCAAGGAAAUCGUCGAGCUGAUGUCACAGCUCCUGCAGCUGGCCAGCCGUCGCUGUGCCACCGACAUGAUGCCCCUGUGCGAUCAGAUGGUGUCCAAGACUCGCACGUUGCUGAACAUCUGGGAGCCGAGCAUUGUCAAGGAGGCGGUGGACUUUAUCGAACAGCAUCGCAUCAUCGAGGAGCCCGAGAAUGUGCUUAUGGAGCCCAUGUCGCCAUUCCGGAAGAUUACCCAACAGCUGACAGCUUUGGAGCUGAAGUCGCCGGAGCUGGAGGACUUUGCCACGCCGGUGGUGGCUCCGCCCGAUCUGUGGCCCCGGGCCCAGCCACCGCUGAUGCGCUCGAAUAGCUGGCAUCCGAGCAACAGCUCGCCAUCCAGCUCCCUGGACAUUCGUGCCAUUGACUCACUGCAGCAUGUCGUCAAGUGCUACAACGAGCAUCUGCGCAGCCUCGAGCAGGGCGCGGCGGGACAGCGUACGGAAAAGGAUGCUCUGUCCGAGGCAGAGGGCACAUAUCAGUCGCUGCCACUGGCUUGGCAUGCCCAGUCCCAGCCCCAGUCACAGUCGCAGCCCGAAUCCACGCCCAUUCCCGCUGCACUGCAGCUGAUCGAUCUGGAUGAGUUGAGGGGCGGUGGACAGCAGCAGCCGCCCGCAGGCUUUCUCGACACCAAGCUGAUGAGCUCCUCGCCGUCGGCCAACUAUUACCGGCCCACGGAGGAGCCGGAGCCGCUGGAUCUGACCCAGCUGAAUAUUGAGGCCAGCGUGAUGUGCCUGGAGUGCAAGCUGAAGUUCUUUUGCGGUCGCCGUGACAGCCCGGCCAUCCGGCUGCGUCAUCCCAAGCCGCCAAUGAAGCGCGAGGGCUUCGCUGUGGCCCCCCAGCAGCAGGCGCCCGCACCCGAUGUGAUCUCGGCCCCCGAGAAGCCCGCUCAGCAGCUCGAGCUGGAUCUCAAGCCGCUGCCAACAGCUGCAGCCUCUGGCUCUGGCUCUGGCUCUGCCGUCAAGAAGGGCAACAAAUUCACAGACGGUCUGGACCUGUCGCUGACCACAGACUGGGCCGCCGAGCUGCGUCCCAGCAUGCGCAAGCUGCGCCAUGCCAUGGACAGGCUGCUGAAGACGGCGCGCCUGAUGCAUUCGGUGCAGCGGCUGCAGCAGGAUGUGCGCUGCAAUCGUCUGCAGGCGAGCAUCAUGUAUCGCCGGGAUGUCUGCUUCUCUCAGGCGCUGACAGCUUUGGUUAGCUCUUUGAUGUUGCGCCUCUGGGGCAGCGAACUUGACAUGGCCUAUCUGGUGAUGCUGAGGGAUCUGGGUCCGCUGGCCUACUUCGAGGGCCUGCUGACGCUCUUCGGCAACGAGGCGGACAUGUGGAGCGACAUGUGCAUUGCCAUUGAGGACCUGUCGGCCGUCAGCUUUCAACUGGUGCGCGCACAGGGCGAGGCUGCGCUGGCGCCGAUGCCACGCAUCACGGGCUCACGGCAGGCCUUGGAAGUGCAGCUGCCAGUGCCAGAGCAUUCGCUGCCCGGCAAUGGCACCUCCAUAUCGUUCAAGAUCACGCCCGUAUUCUUCAAUAUUGGCAUCAAUGGCAAGGCCACCUAUGCGGAGACGGUGGGCCAGACACGGGAGCAGCAUCGCUCCAAUUGGGACAACUAUCUGAGGCUCAGCCAGUACUAUGGUCGGUAUCGCAAGCUGGGCCUGGGCUCGGUGGAUGCUGGCGAGUCCCUGCAGUCGCUGCUCGCCUUCAUGGAGCAGCAGUUGCGCGCGAAUCUCUCCAAGAAUGUCAAGAUUCUGCAUUUGGCUGAGGAUGCCUGUCGACUGAUGGACGGCCUGCGGUUCACCUCCUGCAAGAGUGCCAAAGAUCGCACAGGCAUGGCCGUCACCCUGGAGCAGUGCCGCGUGCUAGUACGCGAAUUUCAGCUGCCGGCCAAGCAUGUGCCCUAUGCGCUGAGCACCAUGAGAAGCGAGGGCACACGCAUGGACAAUGUCUUAAAGAAUAUUGGCACACGAAAGUAUGCCUUCCAUUGGACACAGGUGCCCUUUUUGCCGGCCAUGUACCGGCCGCCAGUUGGCAGCUAUGGCAAAGCGCAAACCUAGGCAGUAUGAGCGGAGGUUGACAACUUAUAGACAAACAAAACUGUGCCAAAAAUCAAAGAAACAAUUUAAAGCAAAGCAGCGAUUAAAACUAAUUCAAUUAGCACACCAUUCGGACAGACAAUUGUUAAAUGUAUCACCAAAUGAUUCCCUAAACAACGUAUUUAU
Drosophila subobscura is the source of this 4237-nucleotide messenger RNA. RefSeq names its product inositol polyphosphate-4-phosphatase type I A. Gene Ontology annotation, molecular function: phosphatidylinositol-3,4-bisphosphate 4-phosphatase activity. Bases 263 to 4072 code for a protein of 1269 amino acids. NCBI's taxonomy places the organism in Eukaryota, Metazoa, Arthropoda, Insecta, Diptera, Drosophilidae. The transcript has 9 exons. The record is from RefSeq and is a predicted model, not a curated record. Gene Ontology annotation, cellular component: cytoplasm.